Molecule: messenger RNA, 1030 nt
Organism: Theileria parva strain Muguga
Lineage: Eukaryota; Apicomplexa; Aconoidasida; Piroplasmida; Theileriidae
Exons: 5
Coding region: 210-983 (257 amino acids)
Source: RefSeq, a predicted model, not a curated record
GUUUAAUCUCUAGACCACUCGUACACAAUAUCACACCUUACCAUAAUUAUUUUAAUAUUUAUAGUUUGUACUCUGUGUUUUUAUUAAUGUGUUAACUUCUCUAUAUUAAUUGUAAAAUUGCAAAUAACUUUGUAAAAAUAAAAUAAAUCGUUUGGGUGUAAACCAUAUCUUUGAAGUAAAUUAGUAGAAUCACCUCUAAUUUGGUAAAAAUGACCAUGGAUACAAUCGGUGGAGUCGUACAUAAAAAUUUUAAAUAUGUUUACGUUUCAUCUGAUAUUAAUAUACCAGUGAAGGUCUUGGAAUUUUCCGGGAAGGAGAAUUCUUUCAGAGAUUUAAUCACAAGUCACUUUACCAGACACAAUCUGCUCCCAGAGGAGCGCCAAGACUUUGAAAAGUACUUAAUAAAGGAAUAUGAAGGAUCCAAAGCUAAAAAUAACUCUGAAAAUGACCCUUCAGGGGGCUUUAAGCUUACACCUGAUUUCCUCAGCAAUACUAUCGACACUGCAGGCUCAAACUACCAGAUUAUACCCCUAACUUUGCCUAGUAAGAAGAACGACUUUUUGGGAGUUAACUGUUACAUUGACAGUAUUGGCAGGGUUAAAAACCUACCUACGAACUCUCGAAUGACAAGACUUUGUUCAACGGACAUUAGAGGUGACUGCUUCAUUUCCAGAACCUACGAUGACGAGGAUGUUUUCAAGAGGGUAGACUUUACUCUUGAGGACUACAACGAGUUAAUGGAGAAUCCGCCCUCAGCUGAAGGAAGGUGGGACGUUUCUAAAGCGUUUUCUAACGCUUUAUCGCAGGACAGUUUGACUAAACCCCAAGAAACCGUAGUCAAAAACCACUGUGAAAAUUGUAAAAAGGAAGGUUCUGAAAGUCAAGUUUUGAAAAUUUGUACUGGCUGUAAAAAGGUAAAAUACUGUUCCGUCAACUGUCAAAAGGAGGACUGGCGGUUUCACCGUAGAAUUUGUAAAUUGUAAUAUACAAAAUUUAUACAUAUUAAUGAACUGUAAUGUUAUUUUGUCUA